UUGGUGCGUCAGUUUAAAAAGUGGGCUGUGACCGGUGACCCGUUUGUUUCUGAAGUGGGAAGUGGGCUUAUUCUCUCGUAAGGAGCACAGACAUGAGAAGAGUCAGGAUGCUUUGUGUUGUCUUGGCGCUGCUCGCUACUCAAUGCGCCGCCGUCGUAAGAGUUCCGCUGUAUAAAACCAGAAGUCUCCGCCGCCUCAUGAGCGACAAUGGGAGGACUGUGGAGGAACUUCGGGCUCUGGCCAAGAGUGUCGGCUCUCCGGACAGCUCUCCGUCCCCCAAGCUGCCUGUGGAGAGGCUGACCAACUUCAUGGAUGCCCAGUACUAUGGCGUCAUCAGCAUCGGCACCCCUCCGCAGGACUUCUCCGUCCUGUUUGACACCGGCUCCUCCAACCUCUGGGUCCCGUCCAUCCACUGCGCUUUCUUCGAUCUGGCCUGCUGGGUUCAUCGUCGUUACAACUCCCAAAAGUCGAGCACGUACGUGAAGAACGGAACGGAGUUUGCCAUCCGGUACGGCAGAGGCAGCUUGUCUGGCUUCAUCAGUGAGGACACCGUCUCGGUUGCUGGUUUGUCCGUGCCCGGUCAGCAGUUUGGCGAAGCGGUGAAGCAGCCUGGCAUCACCUUCGCCGUUGCGCGGUUCGACGGCGUCUUGGGCAUGGCGUACCCCUCCAUAUCGGUGGCUAAAGUCACCCCGGUGUUCGACACAGCCAUGGCGGCCAAGCUGCUGCCACAGAACAUUUUCUCCGUCUACAUCAGCAGGGAUCCGAAAGCAGCAGUGGGAGGAGAGCUGAUGCUGGGUGGGACCGACCCGCAGUACUACACCGGAGCCCUACACUACGUCAACGUGACUAGAAAGGCCUACUGGCAGAUCGACAUGAACAGAGUUGACGUGGGCAACCAGCUGACGCUCUGCAAAGGCGGUUGCCAGGCAAUUGUCGACACGGGAACGUCUCUGCUCGUGGGUCCUGCUGCAGAGGUCAGAGCGCUGAACAAAGCUAUCGGCGCUCUGCCUCUGCUGAUGGGAGAGUACAUGAUUGACUGUAAGAAGAUCCCAACGCUUCCUGUCGUCUCAUUCAACAUCGGCGGGAAGAUGUUCAACUUAACCGGGGAGGAUUAUGUCAUGAAGGAGUCUCAGAUGGGCGUGUCCAUCUGUCUGUCUGGGUUCAUGGGCAUGGACAUCCCGCCGCCGGCCGGGCCGCUUUGGAUCCUGGGAGACGUGUUCAUUGGGAAGUUCUACACCGUGUUUGACAGGAACGAGGACCGAGUCGGGUUUGCACCCGCCAAAUAGGAGUCUCCUAUUUUAUUUUAAUUUGAUCUGUCUCCUAUUCCAACACGGAGACGGAUAACAUUUCUUUUCAAUUUCUAAUGAAGACUUUCAAGAAAAAAUAAUCAGCUGAUCAGCACAAAUUAAAAAGCACAGCAAGAAGUGCUACAAUUCACCAUUUUCCAAAGAUUCAGCUUUAAUAGCUAGAAAAUUGAGCAUGUUGAUGUGCAUUGAUACGUCUACUUGUUGCACUUAUGUGUGAAGCUGCGUUAUAAUAUUCAAAUUUAACUUUACGUUGUCCUGGUAUGUUUUCAAACCUCGGACUUCAUUUUCUCUGCUUAAAACCUCGUUAAAUUAAAAUCCAAUUCAAUGUGAGUUUUUCAAAGCUGAAUAAAAAACAUUGAAUUCUU
Poecilia reticulata (guppy) is the source of this 1672-nucleotide messenger RNA. It is a transcript of the gene napsa, whose product is annotated as napsin A aspartic peptidase. Lineage: Eukaryota; Metazoa; Chordata; Actinopteri; Cyprinodontiformes; Poeciliidae. Gene Ontology annotation, biological process: proteolysis. The record is from RefSeq and is a predicted model, not a curated record. Gene Ontology annotation, cellular component: lysosome. Gene Ontology annotation, molecular function: aspartic-type endopeptidase activity.